Messenger RNA from Protopolystoma xenopodis, 321 nucleotides. NCBI's taxonomy places the organism in Eukaryota, Metazoa, Platyhelminthes, Monogenea, Polystomatidea, Polystomatidae. The record is from the annotation of a GenBank genome assembly.
AUGAGGAUUUGUCAGUUACAGGGUCUUAGCUUUCUAAGUGCAGCUUUUGCACUUUCCAGACCUAGCUUUACCUUCGUUGGCAACUUCGGCCCUGUUUUGCCCACAAUAAUCAAAGUUGGCAGGGGUCAGGACGACGUUCAGUACCUGCACCAAAAAGACAUGGCUCCUCUUCUUAGUCCCACAAAGGGGACUUACUGGACUUCGCCUGCUGCGCUUAUUCGUGGUUUGGCUGUGGUUGGAAUAGUGCCGAUGGCCUCCUCUCGUAUGUUGGGAAGUCAUAUAUGGUCGCGGAAAGAUGCAGUUUGGUGGGUUACGAUUUGA